GGGUGGCCAGGGAGGGAGAGAGAGAGAGGUAGGGGUGGCCAGGGAGGGUUCACAAGGCCACCAACCACCACCACACCACCGGCUGCACCCUCCAGUGUGUGUGUUCACUGCUCACAGUCACCACCUCCCUACACCCCGUCACAAUAUACCUCACCAGAUGGGUUGGUUGAAGAAGGUGUUGGUGGGGUUAUUGGUGCUGUGGGUGGCCCACAAGAUUGGCCAGAAGCUGCAGGAACCCCCUCUCCCCAAGCUGGACCCCAACCCAUGGUGGGGUCCAGGCCAACCACAACAGGAAGAUGUCUCCAUCAGAAGGUUUACCAUCAAUGUGCCCGAGCAGGACUUGGCGGACUUCAAGGCCCGGCUGGCCCUGCCCCUGCGGUCGACCCCAGGACUGGAGGGUGCCAACUUCACCUACGGCAUGACCGCUGACACCCUACAAUCAGUCGUCCAAUACUGGAGGGAACACUAUGACUGGCGCCAGAGGGAGAAGAAACUCAAUACGUAUCCCCACUUCAAGACCCGCAUAGAAGGUUUAGACAUCCACUUCAUGCGUGCCAGUGCCAAGGUAGGAAGUGCCAAGAAUGUCAAGACGGUGCCCCUCCUGCUGAUCCACGGGUGGCCAGGAUCCUUCGUCGAGUUCUAUGACAUCUUGCCGCUACUCACGCACCCACAGGAAGGCAGUAAUGUGGUGUUUGAUGUCAUCUGUGCUUCCAUCCCUGGCUAUGGUUUCUCCCAGAGCUCCUCUAAGCAAGGUUUUGGUGUUCUUGAGACUGGUCAGGUGUUCUUGAAGCUAAUGAAGAGGUUGGGCUUUGAGCAGUUCUACCUGCAGGGUGGUGACUGGGGUGGCUUGAUUGCCUCGAACAUGGCCACCAUGUACCCUGAUAAUAUUUUAGGGGUCCAUUUGAAUAUGUUUAUGGUGAACACCUUGGGAGUGAACUUGAAGACGAUGCUGGGAGCGUUCCUGCCCGCCGGGCUAGUGGUGGCUCGGGAGGACCAGGCCAAGCUGUACCCACUUACCAACUUGUACUCCAUGAUACUCCGGGAGUCUGGCUACUUGCACAUACAGGCCUCCAAACCCGACACUAUUGGUGCUGCACUGAACCAGAAUCCAGUCAGUCUUGCGGUGUACAUCUUGGAGAAGUUCAGCACCUGGACCCACAAGGACAACCCUAACAAACCAGAUGGUGGACUCCUCGGCAAAAACUUCCCAAUGUCCCUAGAUGAUAUGUUGGAUAAUAUCUGCAUUUACUGGUUCACCAAUUCCAUUACAACCAGUGUCCGCUUCUACUCUGAGAACAUGAACCAAAAGUUUAUCAGCAGAGGAUUAGACAAUAACCCGUGUCGUGUGCCAGCCGGCUUGGCCGCCUUCCCACAGGAGCUUAUGAGCCAGCCCAAGAACUUUCUUGCACACAAAUACUACAACAUUGUCAGUUAUAAUGAGCAGCCAGCUGGUGGACACUUCGCAGCUAUGGAGCGGCCAGCGCUCCUUGCUGCGGAUGUACAUAAAUUUGUCAGCAAGGUGGAGAAGACCACCUGAGUGUUGCACACUGGAGAAGGCCACUUGAGUGUUGCAUUGCUCUGCCAACUCUUCGUCAGUCACAAAACUCGCAGCACGUGUAAAAACUCUGAACCUACAAGUGUACCAUCUUCAGCUUCUCUACCAUGUGACGACAUAUCGUCAGUUGCCACAACUAUUCAAUAAAAAUUAAACACAACAUCUUUUUUGUAGAUCAAAACUUUUAAUAUAGAAGUAAUUCCUGAAGGGGCAAAAAAUUUUCUUUACAUUAUACACAGAAUAAUUAAAAACUAGUUCUUAAAAGAACUGAUAGAAGAAAAGUUUAUUUUUUCUGGUAUAAAUAUGAAAGACAGUACAAUAUAUUAAACAGUGAAAUUGU
Procambarus clarkii (red swamp crayfish) is the source of this 1895-nucleotide messenger RNA. RefSeq names its product juvenile hormone epoxide hydrolase 1. The record is from RefSeq and is a predicted model, not a curated record. Gene Ontology annotation, molecular function: epoxide hydrolase activity. Lineage: Eukaryota; Metazoa; Arthropoda; Malacostraca; Decapoda; Cambaridae. Gene Ontology annotation, biological process: epoxide metabolic process.